Messenger RNA from Neomonachus schauinslandi (Hawaiian monk seal), 2022 nucleotides. RefSeq names its product zinc finger protein 345. Gene Ontology annotation, cellular component: nucleus. Gene Ontology annotation, molecular function: RNA polymerase II cis-regulatory region sequence-specific DNA binding; DNA-binding transcription activator activity, RNA polymerase II-specific. Bases 1 to 2022 code for a protein of 673 amino acids. Lineage: Eukaryota; Metazoa; Chordata; Mammalia; Carnivora; Phocidae. The record is from RefSeq and is a predicted model, not a curated record. The transcript is spliced from 5 exons. Gene Ontology annotation, biological process: regulation of transcription by RNA polymerase II.
AUGAGGCCUCUUCCUCCAGCUUCAAAGCCAGAGGAAUCAGUGACCUUCAAGGAUGUGGCUGUGGACUUCACCCUGGAGGAGUGGGGCCAGCUGGGGCCUGGCCAGAGGGAGUUGUACCGGGACGUGAUGCUAGAGAACUACCAGAACCUUCUGUCACUGGGGGUGGGCCCUCUUGGGUGUAAACCCGAUGUGAUCUCCCGUCUGGAGCGAGGGGAGGAGCCCAGAAUGGAGAAGAAGGAAGCCCGGCAAGCUACCUGUCCAGCCUUGCACACCAGCUCUGCAGCUCCUUGGGAGUCAUUUCUGAAAAAGAGGGUUUCUGAAGAGGCCACUUCCCCAGAAACUGUCUGUGGGGGGAGAGGCCUGGGCUGUCACGAGCAUGGGCGGAGCCUCAGGCAGACCUCCGCCUUCAUCAGGAAGCAAAGAGGGCCUGUGGGAGAGAGAACUCGGAAGAGGAAUGGGCCAAGAAAGAGCCUGAAACGCCAAAGAACAUUUGUAGAAAAGAAGCCACUUAACUGUGCAGAAUGCGGGAAAGCCUUCAUUUACCAUUCAGACUAUAUUCUACACCAGAGGAUUCACACUGGAGAGAAACCCUACAAGUGUAAUGAUUGCGGGAAGGCGUUCAGCAACAGCUCGUAUUUCAUUCAGCACCACAUCAUUCACACGGGAGAGAAGCCCUACGUGUGCAGCGAGUGCGGCAAGACCUUUACUCAGAGCUCAUCGCUUACUGAGCAUCAGAGGAUCCACACUGGAGAGAAGCCAUACAAAUGCAAGGAAUGUGGGAAGGCCUUCACCCAGAGCUCCUCCCUCAUUAAACACCAGCGGUGCCAUACUGGGGAGAAACCCUAUAAAUGCAACCAGUGUGGGAAGUUCUACUCACAGGUGUCCCACCUCACCCGCCACCAGAAAAUCCACACGGGGGAGAAGCCCUACAAAUGUGGUGAGUGUGGCAAGGCCUUCUGUCACACUUCCUCUUUGACUCAGCACCAGACAAUCCACACCGGAGAGAAACCCUACAAAUGUAACGAGUGUGGGAAAACCUUCAGCCAUAGCUCGUCCCUGUCCCAGCACCAGCGAGUUCACACUGGAGAGAAACCCUAUGAGUGCUCUGAGUGUGGCAAAGCCUUCAGCCACAGUUCAUCCCUGACUCAGCAUCAGAGAAUUCACACUGGUGAGAAGCCCUAUGAGUGUAACGAGUGUGGGAAGGCUUAUACACAGAUUUCCCACCUUAUGAGGCACCAGAGUGUUCACAUGGGAGAAAAACCCUAUAUAUGUAAUGAGUGUGGAAAGGCUUUCAGUCACACCUCGUCCUUCACUCAACACCAGACGAUUCACACUGGUGAGAAGCCCUACAAAUGUAACGAAUGUGGGAAAACCUUCAGCCAGAACUCUUCGCUUACCCGGCACCAGAGGAUUCACACCGGGGAGAAGCCCUAUGAGUGUAAAGUUUGUGGGAAGGCUUAUACCCAGAUUUCCCACCUCAUCCAACACCAGAGGAUUCACACUGGAGAGAAACCUUAUGAGUGCCGUGAGUGUGGGAAAGCCUUCAGCCGGAGCACCCACCUUAUCGAGCAUCAGAAAAUCCACACAGGCGAGAAACCCUAUAAGUGCAAAGAGUGUGGGAAAACAUUCAGUCACAACUCCUCCCUCACCCAACAUCAAAGAAUUCACACUGGCGAGAAACCCUACGCCUGCAAGGAAUGCGGGAAAGCUUUCAACCAGAGCAUCCACCUUAUUCAGCAUCAGAGGAUCCAUACGGGAGAGAAGCCCUAUAAAUGUAACAACUGUGGAAAAACCUAUACCCAGAUUUCGCACCUUAUUCAACACCAGAAGGUACACACAGGUGGCAAACGCUAUGUGUGUAAGGAAUGUGGGGAGGAUUUCAGCUGGAGUUCACACCUGACUGAACACCGGAGACUUCACACUGUGCACGACGCCUGCGUCUGCGAUGAUUUUGAGAAAGGCUUUGCAUGGAGCACACAGCUUGCUGAUGUUCAGAGAACUCCUGCUGACCAGAAAGCCUGA